Molecule: messenger RNA, 3059 nt
Organism: Spirodela intermedia
Lineage: Eukaryota; Viridiplantae; Streptophyta; Magnoliopsida; Alismatales; Araceae
Source: the annotation of a GenBank genome assembly
AUGAAGAAGAAAGCAAGAUUGAGAAUUCCGUCUUUCACAGAGGGUCAAUCUAAACAGCUGAAGGGCUCCGUUGACUUUCUUGGAAUUAAUUACUAUUCAUCUGUGUAUUUUUCGGACAACCAUGACACACAGAACAUAGAUGUUCGAGAUUUCAUUGCUGAUAUGUCCGGUCUAGUUUCAGGUUCUCCUAACACGCCCUCGUUCCUACAUUAACUAAACGGAUUGCGUUCUUCAUAGCUAAAUGAUUUUCAGUUUAAUAUCCAAUGAGUUCUUCAUGAAAUAAUUCAGGAAAAAUAAGUUCUUACUGAAUUUAUUCGUACUAGCUCGAUCUAAUCAAACCCUUUUGACUUGAAUAUCUUCUUAUUGCACUGAUCAAAUAUAGUUUCUGGGGAUGCCGCACCGAGCAAACAGGUAGAGACUCUCUUUAACUCAUUUUAUUUUGUGGUUUGUCGCUUGGCGAGCUGAGUUGCUUGAUUUUUUCUUUCUCCCAAUAGUAUUGAUCCAGCCGCCUUGGAGAGUUUUCUACUGUCUUAGAAGAGCAAAUAUGGAAAUCUACCCAUCUACAUUCAGGAGAAUGGUUUGCUCUCUCUCUCUCUCUCUCUCUCUCUCUCUCUCUCUCUCUCUCUCUCUCUCUCUCUCUCUCUCUCUUGUACACAAUAAUACCAACGACAUUUCCGACAAAUGGAAACUAGUAAUAGAUACUCUCCUUGUCAUUUGCAUCAGGUUUCCAAACUACAUACGGCGUUACAUUGGAUGACACUAGACGAGUAUUACAUUAGGUGAUUUUAUCGUUUCCCAUCCAUGCCGAAGCCUCUAAGAUAUGAUAUGAACUUGUUUGAGGGGCUAUAAAAGCAUUAACGUGUGUCUUUCAAAUACCCAUUUGUUGCAGGAAUGGAACAAAUGCUAGAGUAUACUUUGUCUGGUCAUUCUUAGACUUAUUUGAGAUUUUAUCAGGGUUCGAGUUUCACCUCUACUAUGUUGAUUUUAAAUAUGAGAAGGGGACUUUCAAAGAGUUUCACCCUUCCCAAGGACGUGGUGGCUCUCUAAGCUGCAACGUAACAAGCAACCAGAUUUUCUUCAUUUCAGCUUCAUAAGAAAUCACUUCAUCGUUUCUAAGAGACUUAGAAUUAUCACUCUUAUGACAUGUACUUUAGUUGUUAGAUUAAUGUAUGACGUGAAUGCUAUUUCUUACCCCAAUCUUGGCUACGAAUAUGGGAAGGGUGAGCACUUGACUGUUGGCCUUCAUCAUCAAUUUGGUAAGAACCUUGAUCUAGAAAAGAAUAGGAUGAUUCUUUUCCAAGGGAAUGGGAAACAAAGAUUAGGGGAACAAGGUUUUGAGUCGUGGAGACCGAAUUGAACCAAGUGUCUUUUUUCCUGUCCCCCUAUACAGCUGAGUCUCCUUAUUUAUAUUUAACCCUCUGCCCCUCCCCAUUUAGAAGCUGGAAGUUUCUUCCUUCUUGACUGUCUUAAUGGGAGGCUUAUCAACAAUCCCCACCAUGGCUUUCACCUCGUCUACAAGGUGCAACAAUGUUGAGAGCGAACACAUCUGUAUUACAUAACCUAAUACCAGAGGCAGAGGGCAGAAAGAGAGAGAGAGAGAAUGUAUCUUUGUGUACUAUUCAUAGAUGCCUAUGGGUCUAGGUAAUCGGAUUAGGUAAUGGCCAUCUGUAUCCUGUACACUGACUGACAAGCUAACCUUAUGUAAAUCUCACUAGAAGUUGAGCCAAGAGCAAUCACACAACAGACAACUGACUCGCACUACGGCUCAAGAAACGCUCAAAUACUAAUCACACACUCUUAAAAAAGGUCAAACAUAACAUGUUCAAAGGCAGAAGUUGCUUGCCUGAAAGGCCAUGAAAAUGAAAGCACUACAGAAGAACCUGCCGCGGUUUUGAAGCACCCAAAUGAUAAUAAAAACUUACGAUAGGAAGUAUGAGAGUGGUGAAGAUUCUGGAGCUCAUGGGUUUCAGAAGUUCUUCUUUCCGUCUUGCCAACACUCAGCAUUUGACCUCCUUGAGACCGUGGGCAAAAUACAAAAAUGUUGGAUUGGUGGCACCAUCCUUGUAGUAUGCAAACACCACGCUUCCAUCAUCAUGCAUGCCCUCACCAACAAAGCUGCCAAAAACAGGAAACAUACUCAGCCCACCGAGUCAACUAAGACAAAAAUGAACUAUGAAAUCGGCAAGCUCAUGGUGAGCUUCCAAUAAAGUAUGUUGAUGAAAAUAUAAUUAAAAUGGUCCAACGACCUUAAAAGAUUUCAAGAUACUAGACUAGUCAGUAAUAAGGCAGAUCAGAACCAAACUCAAAGAAGAUCCUCCUAGAAAAAAGGCUCCAUGUGGGAACCGGACCACCCCUUAAUGUCUGGGCCCUUCAUAUGAACCCACCAGAGGAAGAGAUGGGGAGAGGAGAGAGAGAGAAAGAGAGAGAGAGAUGUGUGCAUUGUCUAUUGUAGGGCAACCACAUGGAAAGGGAGAUACGGGCUGCAGGUAGGAACUUUUCAACACCCAGAUAGACACAAUUCAAGGUCAAAUUCUCAGACAAUACUUGAACUUGAAGCCCAAAAAAGCAGUGAAAUCAUCACUAGGUUGGGCUCCAUACCGGUCUGACCUAUUGAAAACAUUACCCAACACUAAGGAAUACUAGAAGCUCUUUUUGAAUCAAACAAUGUACAAAAUAAAAAAAAUAAGCACAUACAAUUGCAAGUCCUUGAGUUUGGAGAGUAAAUAUUUUGUGGCACCCUCAACGCCCUUCUUGAAUGCCUCCUGCUGCGUCUCGUCCAACUUAGGAGUCAAGUUUUUAAUGUACCGCUUAAUGUAGGCCACAAACUGUUUCUUGUCGAAAGGAGGUUGCUCCUAUUCAGAGAAAAUAUCACAACUGUUAGAAUGCUCAGAGGUGUAAGAGAACAAGCUGAAACAGUUGAUUCGAAGAAGGAAACACCUGAAGACGGAAAGUGUCAAUAAUAUCAACAACUUUGACAGCCUGAUCAUCAACGCCUUCGUCUUCUCCUCCACCUUCAGCAGAUGGGUUUGCUCCAAUGUCUACAUCAAGAGCUCCUUUAA